AAAUUAGUUGAAUUGAAAAGUUGAAAAGAGCAAAUUAAAUUAGUUUGAGCCGAGCUAAAUUGAAAUCGAAAUGUGCUGUGCAGUACUGUGAAGCUAUACGUGUAAUUCGCGGCACUCGUAUAAAAGUGGGUGGGAACGCGAACUCAUACUUUUAGUACUAGUACAUCACAUACACGCGCUAAGCUCAGCGAAAAGAUACUCCCAAUAAGCGAAAAAUCGAUUUCCUUUGCUGAUAACAGCGCUUACGCAUUUCUGGCACUCAAUUUAUCCGAAGCGCCAGAGAAUUUAGAUUAAAUUAUCGUCGACAAUUAAGGGCGCUGACUGAGGCAACAUGAAUUUAGAUUUUGCCAAGGUGUGCGGAAAGCACAAUGCCAUCUACGAAGCGUACUAUAAACAGAUUGACCCAAAAGGCACUGGUGCUAUUGAAGCCAUGACGGCGGCAAAGUUCUUAAAAAAGUCUGGACUUAGUGAUGUUGUGUUAAGUCGUAUCUGGGAUCUAUCUGAUCCCAAUGGCAAAGGAUUUCUCGAUAAGCCUGGGUUUUUUGUUGCACUCAAACUGGUCUCGCUAUCGCAGGCGGGUCAAGUCGCCAACAUGAACAACAUUUAUAUGGAGACAACAAGUCCACCGAAAGUGGGUGAAAUUCCAAAAACGGUGCCGUCUCGUAUACAAACUGUUCCGGUAUCAAGCGGCGGCUUGGUAAACGCCGAUUGGUCGAUAAGUGUCAUCGAUCGGUUAAAAUAUGAGCAGCUUUUCGAAUCGCUGGGUCCUCAAAAUGGCAUGCUGCCUGGCAAUAAGGUCAAGGGCGUACUUAUGGACUCGAAACUUCCAAUGAACAUUUUGGGAACCAUUUGGGAUUUGGCGGAUCAGGACAAGGAUGGAAACUUGGAUAAGCACGAGUUUAUUGUGGCCAUGCAUUUGGUUUAUCAGACAUUGCAAAAGCGCACUGUUCCGAGUGUUUUGCCACCAGAACUGCGCAAACCCUCAGCAGCCGGGCCGCCUCCGAAACCUGCCAUGCCCCCGGCUCCAGCUGCUGCUGCCAUGCCACGCGCUCCCAGUGGCGAAGGCUUCGGAGACAAUGGAUUCGUCGCAAACUUCCCCAAAGACAUUGCUCCACCGGCUGCCAUUCCACCGUUGCCUGUGGCUGUUCCACCGAUGACACGUAUUCCUCCAGUCGGAGCAGUGAGCACGCAGCCACUCAUACAAACUGAUCCGCUGAUACCGAUUGGCGUGCCUGUGGCAACUAAUGCCGACUGGGUGGUAACCCCAGCCGAAUUGCAGAGGUUUGAAGGUAUCUUUCGGCAGUCUGACUUAGACAAGGACGGCUUGGUCUCUGGUCUAGAGGUGAAGGACAUAUUCAUGAAAUCGGGUAUACCUCAGCGCAGCUUGGCUGAUAUUUGGGCUCUUUGCGACACCAAUCAAUCUGGUAAGUUGACAGUGGAGCAGUUCGCAUUGGCGAUGUGGCUGGUGGAGCGGAAACAAAGGGGUGUUGAUCCCCCUCAUGUGCUAACUGCUAACAUGGUGCCUCCGUCGAUGCGAGGCAUAGUCGCUGGAGUGGAUUUGCAACCUCAGGAGCCGAAGCCGACAUAUUCUAAUCCAGAGCUUGAGAUGAUUUCAAAAGAGAUUGAGGAUCUGGCGCGAGAACGUCGUGCACUGGAGACGGAAAUCGCCCAGAAGGAAGCCGACGUGCGCAUUAAGAACGGCGAAGUGCGCAGCUUGCAGAGCGAAUUGGACACAUUGACUGCAACACUAAAGCAAUUGGAGAACCAGCGCGGCGAGGCGCAAAAGCGAUUGGACGACCUGCAGGCUCAAGUUUUUCAAAAUACGGCCUUGGUGGCCAGUGUUAGUCUUAGUAUAUCCUGCACAAAUGAUCAGGUCAACAAGAUACGUGAUCAGUGCCAUAAGCAGGAGGAGACUAUCAACGAACAAGAGGGUGAACUAAACGCCAAACGCUCGGAGCUUCAAAAACUCAAGGAUGAAGAGACGGCUUUGCAAAAAGAAUACGAUGAUAACAACCGCGAGCUUUCAAAGCUAACAAAACAUCUACAGAACACGCAGUUGCAGAUUAGCUCGGUGCGAUCGAUGGUUACACAACUAAUGGAGACCCAGCGCCAAAUGACCGAUGCCUUGCUUAUUUGCCGCGCUGCGAUGGAGAAUCAAAAUGCUGAAUUAGUCUCCGAGUAUCAGCUGAAGAUCGAGCCAGACUUUGACGAUGCACGGAAGACGCUCGAAAAGGAAAUUGUAAUAACCAAAGACGAUCCAUUUGAGGAAAAUAACAGCGGCGCAGCCAAUAAGGCGAACACCACGACCAAUGGCUUCGAAAGUGAUCCUUUCGUUGCCCAAAACAAACCUACAAUAAAAAGCGGCUUCGAUGAUAGCUUCAAUAUGAGCUCAGGUUUCGAUAGCGGCUUCGAUGCAUUUGGCCAAGGCGGCGGCGGCGGCGUUGGAGGUGGCUUUGGACAAACGAGCCGUGAUCCAUUUGGUGCUGACGCAUUUGGAUCCAACAAAGGGCCAGCAAUUACACCUGAGCCGGGUAAGGACGAUUUUGGCAGUGAUCCGUUUGCCGCACUGCAUGCACCUACGGGUCAGGGUCAAGUGCUCAGUCCUAAUACACAGAAGUCGGGUCCACCACCAAGACCAGAGUCACCUAGUCCAGCAUUGCCGCCAAAGAAAUCGAAGGUGCCGCCUCCAAGACCAGCGCCUCCACGUCCGGCACAGCAAGCAAAUGCUUUCGGCUCCAGCAGUGGCGGCGGUUUCGCAGACUUUGAAGACUUUGACAAUAAGCUACAAGCCAUUCCAGCUACAAACACAAACCCUACACCAACGACAGCCACAUCGCUCUUUGAUAACAUCUCGUUGUUCGACGACGCUCAGACUAAAGCGCGUCUCACACCAACGGCCACAACACCAACCCCAAUCCACACUCUGCUUCCGACAUCAUCACAAGCAUUAUCAGCGGCACCGGCAUCUGCCACACACACAGCAACAGGAACAGCAUCAUCAGCAAUAAUCACAAAUAACCAACAUUUGUCGCGUUCCAAUACACCACUGGAAACUCAGGCGGUCACCCCGAACCCGGGAAUGAUCAACGGACCUACAGACUUCAAGGACGACCCGUUCAAGGACUACCGCUAUGAGGAUCCGUUUAACAUCAAAGAUCCAUUCGCGGAUGAUGAAGAGGACGAUGUUGCCACAGCGAAUGGUAACAAGAAAAGCUUUAAGGAGGAUUUCAGCUCAGAUGAUGAUCACAGCAACAACAACAACAACAGCAGCAGCUCCAAACCAAAGGCGUCGGCAACACUAAGCAAUGAAAUGGUGCAGCAGUUUAAUGCAUUUAAUUUGAACUCAAGUCCUGUGCCUUCCCAACAUUCAACGACUUCAAAUCCGAAGCAGACGCAGCCAACUGUGGAUGCUUUCGCCGACUUUGAUGAUUUCGUGCUGGACCAGAAGGGCACGACAACAGAACUAAAGGAUUCCUUUUUCGAUGCAUUUAACGAUAAUUUCAAUGCAAAUCCCAACACGGAAACUCAGGCAGAUACGAAUAAGACAUUAUCCAACGAACAAAUCAAGGCCAUCAAGGCGCAGGCUGCCGCCUUCGAUGCCUUUGCUGUGGCCAAGAGUGAAAGCAAAUUCGACUCAUUCAACGAUAACAAAUUCGAAGAUAGUUUUGGCAACAAAUCUUCAAAUCUUCAGACAACCUUGGAUGGUAGCUUUGCAAAAUUCGAUGAGUUUACUGGGCAUAAUUUUUCCAGUGACUUUGAGAGCGCAUUCAACGACAGCUCCUCUAAUAAUAAGAAGGCGAAUGGCAAUGGAAAUAAAAAAGACAAGGCUGGUAAACCAGCUGAUAAAUUUGCUGCGGACUAUUCGAAACCGGAGACUUUUGAUGCUGAUCUAGAGGAGGCGCUCAAACGCAGCAUGUUAGAAAAUUGAAUAAGAAGUGAUCGAACAAUCGACAGAUUUGUAAAUGUGAUGCAUAAACAAAAUCUCUAAUUAUCCAAUGGUGUUUACAAACUUUAUGAUUCUAAGUAUGAAGUAUAUUUUAAGUACUUUUUCGCUUAAUCUUUUCCAAAAUUGUUGCAAGUAUGUGAAUUGUUAUUGGACUAGACUUCAUAAAACAAAAAUGAAAAUGAGAAUCUUUUGGUUGUUAUUAUAUUCAUUUCAUUACGAUUCCAAAAAUGUGUUAUCCAACUUGAAAGGAACCCAAAAUGCUGGUAUUAUUUUCAUUAUUUCCCACAUACAUUGAAUAUUAUAUGUAUGUAUUUAUUUAGUAAGUAU
This is a messenger RNA of Scaptodrosophila lebanonensis, 4273 nucleotides long. It is a transcript of the gene Eps-15, whose product is annotated as epidermal growth factor receptor substrate 15-like 1. Gene Ontology annotation, cellular component: clathrin coat of coated pit; plasma membrane; cytoplasm. Gene Ontology annotation, molecular function: cadherin binding; calcium ion binding. Gene Ontology annotation, biological process: endocytosis; endosomal transport. NCBI's taxonomy places the organism in Eukaryota, Metazoa, Arthropoda, Insecta, Diptera, Drosophilidae. The record is from RefSeq and is a predicted model, not a curated record. The coding region runs from base 332 to 3928 and encodes 1198 amino acids. The transcript has 13 exons.